GUUUUACGCCUUUUUAAGCCGAUUCAAAAGUCUGGACGCAAUAUAACUUACGACAAUUGGUUUGCAAGCUAUUCGCUUAUGACAAGACUAUUGCAAGAAUAUAAGCUGACUUCGAUCUGUACUCUACGGAAAAAUAAAAAAGAAAUUCCUGUGCAGUUUUUACAGACUAAACAUAGAGCGGAAAAAUCAUCUAUAUUUGCAUUUCAGAAAAAUGCUACGCUCGUUUCAUAUGUUCCCAAAAAAGGAAAAAAUGUUCUGCUUCUUUCGAGCCUACACCAUUCAGACAUGAUAGACGAAAGCACAGGAGAUGACAAAAAGCCAGAAAUUAUAACGUUCUACAAUUUGACAAAAGGUGGUGUCGACGUUUCAGAUGAACUUUCAAGUAACUAUAAUGUUUCACGUAAUAGUAGAAGGUGGCCCUUGACCAUAUUUUUUUCGUUAUUGAAUACAGCAUCAAUCAACGCUUUUGUGGUAUACCUUUCCAAUGUUGGAACUCCUAUCAAACGUCGCGAAUUUAUCAAAGAAUUGGCACUAAAAAUGAUUAUGCCUCAUAUGAGAAAUCGACAAAACAAUCCCAGAAUAUCUUUAUGUCUGAAAAGGAAAAUGAACGAAAUUACAGGUGCUUCCACUUCUGCAAAUAUCGUUGAUUGUGAGCAUCCUGGCAAAAAACAAAGAAAUUCAAAACGAUGUUAUACAUGUGAUCGUUCUAAAGACAAGAAAUCUUUCUACUGUUGUGCGCUCUGCAAAGAAUUUGUAUGCUUAGAACAUUCUAUCAUUCUAUGAUAACAUGCGAAUUAUGUUUUGAACAAAACAAAAAUAAUACAUGAUAUUGUGUUAGUAUAGUGUAACUUUUUCAUUUCUUAGAAUAUAAUAGCAAUGUAUGUAUUUUAACAUUGUCAAACUUUGACCUAUUCCAAUAAAUGUUUGAAUAUUCAUCGAAACACCAAAAAACGUAGUUUUGAUGCGAUGGUCUCUUACAUUCUCCUUUAC
Acanthoscelides obtectus is the source of this 990-nucleotide messenger RNA. Lineage: Eukaryota; Metazoa; Arthropoda; Insecta; Coleoptera; Chrysomelidae. The record is from the annotation of a GenBank genome assembly.